Molecule: messenger RNA, 2907 nt
Organism: Drosophila subobscura
Lineage: Eukaryota; Metazoa; Arthropoda; Insecta; Diptera; Drosophilidae
Product: DDB1- and CUL4-associated factor 8
Exons: 6
Coding region: 330-2708 (792 amino acids)
Cellular component (GO): cytoplasm; Cul4-RING E3 ubiquitin ligase complex
Molecular function (GO): protein binding
Source: RefSeq, a predicted model, not a curated record
GGAACAGCAUGUCUUGCUUUUAGGAAACUGCUUCAAAAUCAAUAUUUAAAAUCGGAGUGUUUCAAAAAUCACUGAAAUCACGGCGCGUGAGAGGAAUGUUUACAUACAGACAUCGAUAGUGCGUCCGGCGGUAUCGAUCCAUCGCGGCCAAGCGAUUGAAGCUGUAGCCCUGAAUAUUCGUUUGGUUUGCCAUCACUGCCUUCGGUUCGGACAUAAACAACUACAUAAACAACGUACACUUGAAAAAAGGGAAAAUCGAAAAGAAAGAAUCGUCAAGCAGAAACAGGUGCACUUGUCACGGUUUGAUUGACACAUUGUGACGUUGCAGAAUGGAUACGGAUGAGGAUAGUAAUGCUGAAGCGGCAUCCGCGCGCAAGCGCCAGAAGCGCCAUGAUUCCGAUGACGAAGAUGAGAGCUCCAGCAGCCGCUCCGCUGCAGGAGAUGCGACCAUGGACAUAGACUCCUCGGCAGCACCAGCUGUAAGCGAAGAAAAAACGGCAGUCGUAAGCGAGACUGAAAUAGGAACCCAAAACAACACCAACACAAGCAGCAACGAUUAUAACAACGACAACGACGACGAUGACGGCGAGAGCAACAGAGAGGGAGGAGUAAGCAGCCAGCAGAUUUUGCCGCAGGUUGAGACGACAGGGGGCAACGACGAAUCAAUGGCACCGCCAGAGGAGGCUGCCACAAAGAUUAGUCUCUUGCUGGGUGCGCUGUCGCCAGCGGCAGCCAGUGCUUUGCUUCCGAUAUUUACUCCGCUACAUGCCAUCGACAGCGAUGAUAAUGAUGAAGCAAAUCCCGGCACUUCCAAUGGCACUGACACUUCGCCCACAUUCAACCAGCGCAAUAUACCAUCCACACGUUCCUAUCGCCGCAUAACCGUCGAUCCUGUGGCCACAUUGGAGAGCAGCAGCGACAGUGAGUCAGCUGCCGCCGCCCCAGCUCUGCCCAGUGUAGACGAAGAGCCCGAGGUAGCCGCAGAGGCAGCAGAACCGAAUCCCAUACCCAACGACGACGACGAGCAGUCAUCGAGUGACGCCGAUACCAUCAAUAGUCGCGUGGAGGAUGACUUUUGGACCCACUACAGCAGCUCCAGCACCAACAGCUCCAGUGAUGGUGGAAUGAUGGACCACAGUGAUUGGAUUGAACCGGAGCCAAAUGCGGCCGACCGGGAGAACAUUGACUUUGCCGUGAACGAAAUCAUGUACAAGGAUAAACCGCCAUACACCUGGAUCUCGGCCAAUGAGCUGAUGCAGCGCGAACACAAUAUCAUCAAUCGGAUUGGAUGGCGCGGCGGGCACACCUCGGUGCAGAGCUUCGGGCGUGGCUUUUACGGAUCCAGGCAUGUCGUGGAGCAGAUGUCACUCUGGAAGACAAUGAAGAAACACAAUGGCUGCGUGAACUGCCUCAACUUCAAUCGGGCCGGAGAUCUGCUCUGCUCUGGCUCCGACGAUACACGAAUCAUCGUCUGGGACUGGGCCAACGAUAAGCCGCUGCACGUGUUCAAGUCGGGCCAUCACACGAACAUAUUCCAGACCAAGUUCAUAGACAGUGCCGGCUGCCUGGACAUUGUGUCCACCAGUCGCGAUGGUCAGGUGCGACGCGCCGUCAUUCCUCCAUCCGGUGGCGACACAAAGCCCACGCGACUCUACACGCACAGCGAUGCUGUGCACAAGCUCGUUGUGGUGCCGCACACCAAGCACGAGGUGAUGAGCGCCGGCGAGGAUGGUGCCGUCAAGCACUUUGAUCUUCGCACCAGCACAUCCGCCAACACCAUGCUGAAGGUUGGCUACACCGAUCCCAACAGGCGGGGCCAACGGAGCCGCGUGCGUCUCUUCAGCAUUUCGCAUCAUCCGUUUGCGCCCGAGUUUUGUGUCAGCGGCGCUGAUGACAAUCUGCGUGUCUACGACAAGCGCAAGCUGCCAGAGCCCAUCCACGAGAUGACCCCCCGAGGCGUUCGGGAGACAAAAAUCACGCAAAUCACUUGCGCCGUCUACAAUCACAGUGGCAGCGAGAUCCUGGCCUCCUACAGCGAUGCUGGCAUCUUUCUCUAUGACACCCGCAACUACAAAGAGGGCGAAUCUCUUCAUUGCUACGAGGGUCACGUAAACCAUCGCACCAUCAAGGGCGUCAACUUCUUUGGACCACGAUCCGAGUACGUCAUCAGUGGCAGCGACUGCGGUCACAUCUUUUUCUGGGACAAGAACACAGAGUCAAUCAUUAACCACAUGAAGGGCGACAUGGCGGGUGUUGUCAACUGCCUGGAGCCGCAUCCCUGGAUGCCAGUGCUGGCCACCUCGGGCCUGGAGCAUACUGUCAAAAUCUGGACGCCCGAUGCACCCGUAAAACAAAUCCCAAAACCCGAUGGGCUGCGUGAGACGCUCUAUAGAAACUUUCGACGCAGCAUUUGGGAGACAGUUGGCGAAGACAAUGCCAGCCAACAGGGCCUAUUAUUUUUUCGUCAAUUCUUGGAUAAUCCCUCCACCAUGGCACGCUGGCACAAUCGUCGCUAUCGCCGUCGCAAUCGUGCUGCAGCGUCUGCUGAUGCGGAUGCCGCACCUGGAGCGUUGCCAGAGCACGACCAAAACAGUAGCAGUGCCACCAGUUCCGUCAGCGACAACAGUUCCAUGUAUCGGCGACGCGACAGCAGCAGCUCGGAGAGCAACCACGGCGAGGCAUAUGAAAUGCGCUGCAACACGCAAUAAGCCCAAUCCAAAGUUUAGCUCCAAAAUAUCUCAACAUCUCGAGUGGUGCAAGUGGAGUUAGCUGCAGUUAGAUUCUGAAACGAGCUGAUCUGCGAGUCUCUUUCCUUUGUUUGUUUUCUUAGAAGCGUUUUGAAUGCUGUGAAUUUGUACUUGUAAAGAAUAGGCCUGCAUAUAUUAUAUUAUUAUAUUAAUUUGGAAC